Messenger RNA from Drosophila hydei, 1540 nucleotides. RefSeq lists its product as uncharacterized. The transcript has 5 exons. The record is from RefSeq and is a predicted model, not a curated record. Gene Ontology annotation, molecular function: nucleic acid binding. The coding region runs from base 133 to 1467 and encodes 444 amino acids. NCBI's taxonomy places the organism in Eukaryota, Metazoa, Arthropoda, Insecta, Diptera, Drosophilidae.
GCGAUUAACAUGAGGGUUGUUAUCGAACAGUGCGAAGCAGCGUGCCUUUUUCGUUUUAGAAAAAAAAAACAAACUAAAUAAAUAACAAUACACAAAAUAGCAUAGACAAUAGAAUAAAUAAAGUUUACAAAUAUGGCAACAGUGGCCAAACGACAAAAGAUUGAUGAUGAAAAGCCCAGUACUUCGAAGGAUGGUCGUUUGAAAAAGAAGUCCAAGAAAAACGCGGCAGGCGGUGAAAUUUCAACUGACUGGGACGUCGAUGAUUACCGAACGGAAUACGAAAGCGAGGAACAUUGGCAACUGCGCCGUGAUUUUAUGAUGGCACACAAGGACCGCUUUGACGAGGAGCGGUUAGUGUGCCUCGCACAAACAUUCAUCAACAUGGAAUUCAUGGGCUGCAAAUAUCCAUCGGAAACAAUGCUCCUAGUCGCUGAGUUGUCCAAAGAAAUUGCCGAAGAGUUUCGACAGAAACGGGCACAACGAUUGAAACGCACAUUUGUCAACGCAUCGGAUGCAGCGGAACAGCGGGCCAAAGGCCGGUCAUUGCAGAAGCACCAAUUCCAAAUCCAAAACCAAUCCAUCACCAGCAGAAAUCGCAUGCAUUUCGGCGGCGGCGCUCCACUAGACCUUUACGAAGGCUUGCGCUUUGGAAAACUUAUACUUUAUUUAACUGGCGGCCGCAGUUGCUUGCGCAAUGCUUGCAAUUUAGCGAAAAUAAAAUACGAAGAAUGCUUAAGCGAAACGGAAGAAUCGUCCAGAAUAGCAGAGAUUCGAAUAAAUGAUGAGACCAUAGCUAGUGGACAUAGCCCACUCCCAAAGGUAGCCAAAUUAGAUGCAUACAAGCAGGCGGUUCUCAUGCUACAGACCCAUUGCUAUAGCAUAAAGCUGAAUGCAUCGCGGCCUACGAUUAAAGUCGAGAAGAGUAAUCAAGGCAUUAAUAUCAAUGUAACCAAGGAGUCAGCGGAUAGUUUGACGGAUAGCAAGCUGGAUGCGAGCAACAAAGGUUAUCAUAUGAUGCGGCUAAUGGGCUGGACAGGCGGUGGCCUGGGACGGCUAAAGCAGGGACGCGAGGAACCUGUGGGUUACCUGUUCAAAAACAAUCGUUUGGGCCUGGGCUCUGAUGAUACAAAUGCUAAUCUUGCUGAUUACCACAAGCUCAUAGAGAACUAUGUCAAUUCUGAUGAUAUUCGAGACAUGCAAUUUGAUCCCACCUUCUCCAAAGAAGAACGCGCCACGUUUCAUCACAUUGCUAGCAAGUUUGGAGUACGGUCGAAUAGUUACGGCACUGGCCAAUCUCGUGGCUUGAUUAUAACAAAGAAGAUAAGCUAUGAUAUCAUACUCAAGGAGGUGCUCACCAAAAGGAAUCCCAAGUUCUGCGAACGUUAUUUUGUGCAAGUGCCCAUGCAGAAGGCCCACCUGUUUCCAGGUAAUGUGGCUGCCCUGGAUUUGGACGGCAUAAUGGAAUAGCAUAGUCGCGGUUUAUAUAAUUAUAUAUUUGCAUAUAUAAAACAUUUUCAGCACAUGCAAUUUAAACUUAAAG